AUGAGCAGUUUGACCGAAGCCCAGAUUGAAGAGAUCCGAGAAGCAUUCAGUCUGUAUGACACGGCAAGGUCAGGAUUUGUUUCCGUCCGACAGCUCGGCGGAGUAAUGCGGGCCCUUGGAGAGAGUCUCACCGAGGCAGAGAUCUACGAUCUGGCCAACGAAAGCGACGUGGACUUUGGUGGCCAGGUACAGUUCAAGGACUUCCUAUACGUGAUGGCCAAACGACUGGAGGAGCAGAACAGUGUGGUGUGCCUAAAGCAGGCCUUCAAGAUCUUUGAUCGCAACGAAGUGAACAGCUUUACAAUUAACGAAAUGAGAAUGGUGAUGGCUAACCUGGGCGAGAAGAUGUCCGAAGAUGAUUUGCGCGAAUUGUUCCAGGACAUUGAUCAGGAUAAAGAUGGAAAAAUCUCCUUUAACGAAUUUGUUGCUGCCAUGCGAAGCUAGGCAUUCAAAAUUGUAGGCACAAAUUAAACACGAACCCCCUUCGAAGGAGCCCAUCCCAGUCGCGUUUUCUAUACGCCUAGACGGCACCACUUGAAAUUCCCAACAAAUUCCUUUGGGUACCUCAGCACAGCGCCAGAAAGUCGGCAGUUAAACCGUGUCCCACAGAGGUCCAGUUGUGUGUGUCCAUGUGGCACGGCGCGUGACUCCGAAACGGUCGCAUGUGCCUAAUGGUCUCUGGGGGAGUGCCAAGCAAUUCGAAAGGGUGAUGGCGAUGGGCCAGAGCAAUCAUAAAAAUAAGCCACAUUGAUUACGAUGCCAAUUUAAAUAUUUGACCAUGCACUGGACUCAAUGGUUCUCUUUUGUCAGACCAAGUUUACAAGUGGAAUGAUUUUGGGUUCAAGUCUUAUCGCAACUUGCUCUUUAAAUUGCCUUGUUAUCUAUUGGCACCCUUAAUACGCAUACAACAUAAAUUGUUCAUGACUCAUGUGACAACUUUAAAGCACGCCUUGCUAAUAAAUUUAUUGUUAGUAAUGACAAAUAA
Molecule: messenger RNA, 985 nt
Organism: Drosophila santomea
Lineage: Eukaryota; Metazoa; Arthropoda; Insecta; Diptera; Drosophilidae
Product: calmodulin
Exons: 1
Coding region: 1-444 (147 amino acids)
Molecular function (GO): calcium ion binding
Source: RefSeq, a predicted model, not a curated record